AUGGCGAUCUACCGCUCAUUAGAUGAGGCGUUCGAAGCGAUCGGCAAGUAUGGAAGAUACCAGAUAUUCUGCUUCAUUACCAUUCAAUAUCUGUCGAUGGCAAUGGCUUCGUUCAUGUCGAUUGGAUACUUUCGAUUAGGCGGUUUGGUGCCGGAUUAUGAAUGCCAAGAUCCGGAGAAUUUGUUUUAUUUGAAGGCCAAUCAAGUCAAGAAGAAUACAACGCAGGCGUGUUUGAUGGUCAAGAGUUGCGGUAAUUUGACGACGCACAAUUUCUGGAUCAGCAUUUAUCAGGAGUUCCUGGUAGGUUUGAAUGACAGAGCCCUAAGCAUUGUAAUCCUUUUUUCUCAACCGAUUUACUCUCGUAUUUCAGUGGGUAUGUGAGCCUGAUCGUCUCGCGUCCACAAUAGCCUCCACUCAGCCCAUUCUUCAUAUCAUUGGGCAUGUUUUGUCCGGCCAUCUGAGUGAUUACUUUGGACGAAAGUGGCUUUAUGUUGGAGGCUCUACUAUCAUCUUUCUCUGUGCUAUCACCGAAGCAAUUGCGCCGACUUGGCAAAUCUACAUAGCCAUCAAUCUCUGUGCCAGUUUUGUCUCGACCAUAAAAGGAAGUGCUUCGUUCCCAUUAUUGGUUGAGACAGUGCAUUCUAAAUACCGGAUUGUUCAAGGAUAUGCUUUCCAAUUUUCGCUGGGAUUCAUUGUACGUAAUUUUACGGCCUAAAAAGGUUAAAAAUUUAGGUUGCGGGCGUUCUCGCCCAUUAUACAGGGCAUUGGAGGACGCAUUUGUUGGGCAUGGCCUUAUUUGGUCUUCCAUCCGUUCUUCUGAUGAUGUUUUUCACAGAAUCCCCAAGAUAUCUUCUGCAGAAACACAAGUACACUCGAGCAGCGUCGGCGAUGAACAGAAUCGCUUGGUUCAACGGGAGCAAGGUUCGAUUUACAACUGAUGACAUGAAGGUUUUGCAGAAUGCAAGUGUCAAGUAAGCCGUCGAUAUUUUCCCUGCAAUCUUUGCUAUUAACGUAAAAUUAUUAAGAAAUAAGUAUAUUGUUGCAGUAAGCAAUCAAAACGGCGCCAUUACACUGUGUACCACUUGUUUUCCAACUGGAGAAUGACUUCUUGGGUGAUUUCUCAGAUGUUUACCGGGAUUACUUUAAAUAUUAUCCAAUCUGUUGUGUUUUUCAAUAUCCAGGAUCUAGUAGGUUGACCUGAAACAUACGAUAUUUGACUUUCAGUCCGGUAAUCCUCUAACAAACGUCUCACUUAUGGGACUUCUCCGACUUUGGACCCCAUUUGUCGCAAUUUUAUUGGAAACGAAAUAUCUAAACUUUGGCAGAAAGAAGUUGAUGACGGUUUCCCUUGGUAAGCGGCAACAGCAACAGCUCUUUGAUUCGCAAUUUUUGUAAUUUUUAGGUGUAGUCUUAUUGUGUUUCUCCUCCAUGUUUAUCAUAGACUUCUUGGAGCUUGACGAAAGAUUUCGCGUUUUCGGAACAUCCGCUGUUCUUAUUGGAUAUGUGGUGAUGACCGGAUUUGUGUGGAUUGCAUAUAAACUUUACACAACGGAGCUUUUCCCAACAGUAGUGAGAUCGAUUGCACUGAGUACAUUCAGCAUUGCCUCGCAGUUGGGUAGUGUAAUCGGACCUCAACUUAUUUAUGUUAGAGUAAGCAGCAAGGCCUCUUAAUUUGCCUUUUCUUUCUAUUCGAAUCAAUGAAUUAAUAGUACCGAUUGCUGUUUAGAAAUAUUGGCACUACGCCCCCUAUCUUGGUGCUGUAAUUGUAACGACGAUUUCGCUGACUUGUGUCAUCAUAUUCUUGCCCGAGACCAAGAAUAAACCUCUUCAAGAUACUGUGCAUGAUGCCAAAAGACGGAAAGAAUUGUUGGGAGAGAACACGGAAGUAAUCAGCGGAUUGUUGAUCAAGGAUGAACAGCCGUCGACCAGCCAACGCUAG
Messenger RNA from Bursaphelenchus xylophilus (pine wood nematode), 1939 nucleotides. NCBI's taxonomy places the organism in Eukaryota, Metazoa, Nematoda, Chromadorea, Rhabditida, Aphelenchoididae. The record is from the annotation of a GenBank genome assembly.